UACGCCGGAUAGGUCCGGAUCGGACAGGAUCGGAUAGGAUCGGACAGGAUAAUUAGUACAGUACUAUGUUUGGCAUAGUUCCAGACUGAAUGAUGGACUAAUUGUACCAUGUUUGGUGCCAAAUCGGACUAGAUAGGACUAUUUUGUAAUUAUAUUUUUAAUUUAAAAAAAUAAAAAUUUUAAAAGUUAAAUUUAUAUUAAAAAAAAAAUUAUUACAUCUAAUUAAAGUUGUACAUUUAUAUAUUUAUAUAUUUAUAUAUACAUGCAAAAUAUACAAAAUUUGUUGUAUACAUCCACAAAUUUGUAUACAUCCACAAAUUUGUUAUUUUUAAUUUGCUUAAUUUAUUUUCUCUGUUUGUUAUUUUUUUUAUUAAGGUUACAUUGAUUGAACAUGAAUGAAAACAUAAGAUUAUAUAUAUAUAUACAGUAUACAAUAAUUAAUAAAAAUGGAAUUCAUCUUUAUCUUCAAUGAAUAACUAACUAGAUUUUAUAAUUCUUGAAUGGUUUAAAAAUUACAGGUAGGAAUGGCUAGUGCACUGGAAACUCUGUGUGGGCAAGCUUAUGGAGCAGAGGAAUAUAAGAAACUUGGACUUCAAACUUACACUGCUAUUUUUUCUCUGUUUUUGGUCUGUUUUCCUGUAACUUUGUUCUGCUUUCUGGCCUUUUACCAAAUCCACAGCUUGAAACCUCCGUUCUUUCUGUAUGUUAAGCUUAAUGGAUGAUGUUAAAAAUUAAUCCAGAUUUCAUAACCUCUUCAACUUGAUCUCUAUACAAAUAACUAGAUGCAAAUGUGAUAGUUCUUAGUUGUCUUUGAACAGUCUCAAUACCAUUUCGACUCUCUAUACAAUUCCAUUUGGGCUUGGUGCUGCAGCAAGGUAUGCAUAUGCUCAAACACAGAUAUAUAUAUAUAUAUAUAUAUAUAUAUAUAUGUAUAAUGCGUUUAUCCUGUUAAAAAAAGAAAAAAAGAAAGUAAUUUUAGCCAAUUUGUGUGUUUUUGUUUGUGGUUUUUUAUAGCACAAGAGUUUCAAAUGAAUUAGGAGCUGGAAACCCACAAGCUGCUCGAAUUGCUACAUGUGCAGUGAUGUUUCUUGCAGUGGCAGAAACAAGUAUAGUUAGCACAACCCUCUUCUUCACCCGCAGAAUUUUCGGCUACACUUUUAGCAACGAAAAGGAAGUCGUGGAUUACGUGACCAAAAUGGCUCCUCUGGUUUGUCUCAAUGCUAUUUUCGACAGCUUACAAGGGGUCCUUUCAGGGGUGGCUAGAGGAUGUGGUUGGCAGCAUAUAGGGGCUUAUAUCAAUCUCAGCGCGUUUUAUCUUUGUGGGAUACCAGUUGCUGCCAUUUUGGGUUUCUGGUUUCAGCUUAGAGGAGAGGGUCUCUGGAUUGGAAUUCAACUUGGUUCUUUUAUGCAAACUGUUCUGCUUUCUCUUGUAACUAUUAGUACAGACUGGGAGAAACAGGUAUACAUAUAUAUUCCAUAUCUAUUAGUACAGACUGGGAGAAACAAUGAGAAGAGAAAGAAGAAGGCAAACUCACAGAUUCAAGAAGAAGAACACAGAGCUUGAUCUGGGCAGAGGCACGCGAGAGACACCACCAACGCCUUCGAUGAGCUCCGGACAGAAAUUUGACCCAGGGGGAAGGACGGGUUAGCUUAAUCCCCCUCUCGGGGGAUUAUUUCACUGUAGCGGCUAACUUAUCUGCUCCU
This is a messenger RNA of Ziziphus jujuba (common jujube), 1704 nucleotides long. RefSeq names its product protein DETOXIFICATION 13-like. The record is from RefSeq and is a predicted model, not a curated record. Gene Ontology annotation, molecular function: xenobiotic transmembrane transporter activity; antiporter activity. Gene Ontology annotation, cellular component: membrane. Gene Ontology annotation, biological process: transmembrane transport. Bases 1082 to 1564 code for a protein of 160 amino acids. The transcript is spliced from 2 exons. Lineage: Eukaryota; Viridiplantae; Streptophyta; Magnoliopsida; Rosales; Rhamnaceae.